Metopolophium dirhodum (rose-grain aphid) is the source of this 462-nucleotide messenger RNA. RefSeq names its product tigger transposable element-derived protein 6-like. Gene Ontology annotation, molecular function: DNA binding. The coding region runs from base 1 to 462 and encodes 153 amino acids. Lineage: Eukaryota; Metazoa; Arthropoda; Insecta; Hemiptera; Aphididae. The transcript is spliced from 2 exons. The record is from RefSeq and is a predicted model, not a curated record. Gene Ontology annotation, cellular component: nucleus.
AUGAGGAGAAAAUUUUCGAAGACAUCGGAUGGAGCACUUGUAGAUAAAGUUACAUUUGAAUGGUUCUGUAGAGCCCGUUCAUAUAAUUUACCUGUUUCUGGACCAUUGCUCCAAGAGAAAGCACGAGAAGUUGCAAAUGAGGUAGGUCUAGAAAAUUUUAAAGCUUCAAAUGGUUGGCUUCAAAAAUUCCGAGAACGUCAUAACAUUUCUUUUAAAAAUAUAUGUGGUGAAGGUAACUCUGUUGAUACAAGUGUCGUAGAAAAGUGGUUAGAAAAAUUGAAAACAUUAAUUUCAGAUUAUGAACCAAAAAAUAUAUUCAAUUGUGAUGAAACAGGUUUAUUUUUUCGAGCACUUCCUGAUAAAACAUUGUGUUUAAAAAACGAAAUUUGUCGUGGAGGUAAAAUAGCUAAAGAUCGAUUAACUGUUUUACUAUGUUGUAAAUGUAUCAACGUUAGGUGUUAA